AUGCACACCUCCUCUCGCUCUCUCUUGCGAGAGCGCGUCAGAGCCGGGGGGCCUGUUCUGAUUCUGGGAGGACACCAAAAGUCACCCACCCUCUCUCCCCCACUUCUUCAGCUGCAUCACCCCUCUCUGUCUCUCUCUCUUCUGCGUCUGUUUGCAUCUGACCCCAUCCCCUCUCAUCCCCGUCCCCAGUCCUUUCUUCCCGACUGCCACUUGGCUUUCGCCAGCGUCUACACGGCCACCCGCUGCCAUCGGGGCUCGCGAUCCGCUCCAAAGCCCCACGCCAUGGCCAUCGACACGACCACCACAGAUUUCAAUGAUCGCAGGGCUGCCUCUGGGCUACCCUCGGAUUUGGAUCUCAACCUCUUUACAAGCUUGGACGAAACUCAAACCUUCGCGUCUUGCUGGGACCAACAACCGACAGCACUCAACGACACCAAGCCGGAUUACGGACAUUAUCCGCCUCACGAAUCGGCCGACCCAGCGUCCAUCGACCGCUUCACGCCGUGGGCCACCUCCCCGACGCUCCGAUCUUCUCACCUCGACAGCCAUGCGCACCACCAUCCACCCUGCCACAAUCAACUCCGCUUGCAAGGGCUGCACAGCGAAGAGCUGCAGGCCAUGCCUACGCGCUUGGCACCCGUGUCCUCCACAGCCGACACCUGUACCAGCACCCUGCCUGCGUACCCCAUGAGCGGAAGAGGUUGGGAUGAGCCCAUGUCCUCGAAUCAUCGCCUCGCGACUCACUCUUGGUCAAGCGCGACUGCCAGCUCGCUGCCAUCAGCACCUGCACGGAGUCAUCACGGCUCCUCGAACAUGGUGAGCGCCACCAGCCACGGCAGCUCCUACGAACGACCCUGGUCUGGCCUCGCGUCGGCCCAUGUGAUGGACACCACUCCGGCCCCGGCCGCCCAGCGUGAGGAUUGGCACCACGGGGGCAGUUUCGUGCUGUCCGAGCCUUUACCGACGUCAAAUCAGUCUCAGGGCGACCGGUCGUCGUCCAACUUCAAUGUCCCUGCCAGCAGCGCUGGCUCGAGCCAGGCUCCCAUUCUGGACGACCCUCUUAAUGACCUGCUUGAUGAGCUGUGGUGCCCCAUCCCCACGUCCACGGCCACUCCGCCAACCGCACCAACCAAGCUCCGCGGCACGACCACGACCACCACCUCGACCACGACCAAUGCUGACGCCUCACCAAAACCCACGUGCAUGAACGAGGCACCGGCACGCCCCCUCAGUCUGCCCUUUAAAACGGAACAAGAGGAUCUGGACGACCUCUUGUAUGCCAACCCCCAGCCUAGCUUGAGCCUCGAGCUCAACGCCCAACCCAUCACCAUGUACCCAGGCAUCCGAAUCAGUUCGGGCACAGUGCACCCUGCGACACGCAAGGUGGCGACUGAGGCCGAGCUCAUGGCGCUCGAUUUGGCGGAUCGUACCACGCGCACACGCAUCUUGGCGCGCCUUGCCGCUCGGCGACGUAAGCACCAACAGCGCCUGCGUCGCCGUGACCUUGACGUGCUCAUCUCACUGGCCUCGCAGCGUCAUGAGCAACUGACUUGGGCCCAUCGUCAACUCACCCAGCAGCGCGGCUUGCUGCUCGCUGCCGUGCGUGCCCAACGCGCUGCCGGUCGUCUUUAG
This is a messenger RNA of Monosiga brevicollis MX1, 1632 nucleotides long. RefSeq lists its product as uncharacterized. NCBI's taxonomy places the organism in Eukaryota, Choanoflagellata, Craspedida, Salpingoecidae. The transcript has 5 exons. Bases 1 to 1632 code for a protein of 543 amino acids. The record is from RefSeq and is a predicted model, not a curated record.